Molecule: messenger RNA, 300 nt
Organism: Cyphellophora attinorum
Lineage: Eukaryota; Fungi; Ascomycota; Eurotiomycetes; Chaetothyriales; Cyphellophoraceae
Product: MICOS complex subunit mic10
Exons: 3
Coding region: 1-300 (99 amino acids)
Cellular component (GO): mitochondrion; mitochondrial inner membrane; MICOS complex
Source: RefSeq, a predicted model, not a curated record
AUGUCGAACGAAAAUACUUCCGACCCUCCCUUACCUACACCGAAAGGCAGACCUGUGAGCGAAGCUCUGCUAAAUGAGAAGUGGGACCGAUUUCUCUCGUCGACAGUGAUCAAGUCGGGUCUGGGCCUGUCGUUUGGCGUUAUCUUUUCAGUGCUGCUAUUCAAGCGGAGAGCAUGGCCGGUGUUCUUCGGAGCUGGAUUCGGCGCGGGACGCGCGUGGGAGGAAGCGGAUGCAAAUUUCAAGCGCGGUGAUCGACCAUUCAACACAGACGGCCUGCGGAAAGUACGGACGGAGAGGUGA